CAGCGCCAUCAGCAUAACCUGCUGACACAGCAUCACCAGAUGGCGUACUCCACACAAACACUCGCUGGAGGCUGCUAUGGGAAAAUAUACAAGGAGAAGUUUGGAGACGCAUGGGCUGCUUUGAAGAGAGUUCCUCUUAGCCUCAUCAGCAGACAACAGCUGGAGAGAGAAUGCAAAGUCUAUCAUAAUGCUCGGCAUACAAACGUGGUGAAGCUUCUCGGUGAUCCUUGGCUGAAAGACUCCAAGUGGAACAUUCCUUUGGAGUUCAUCUCUGGGGAAGAUCUUGAGACGACCAUCUUCAAAGUUCAGCUUUCUAAAAUACAGCUGACGCCAGCAGUGAGAGCCACAAUCAUCACUGGUAUGAGUGAGGGUUUGCUUUAUCUGCACAGUAAAGACAUCGUCCACCAAGACCUCAAACCUGACAACAUCAUGGUGGAGUAUCAAACCCAUCGGGCCGUGAUCAUUGAUUUGGGACUGGCUAAAUUCUCUAGAAACGGACUCAGCUCUGCUGUUAACUUGGGCAAUGAAGCGUACUCACCUCCAGAGGUCCUGCAGAUGGGUGGAGUUCGGGACAAGCGAUCGGAUGUUUGGGCCAUGGGUAAACUCAUAGCUGAACUCUGUGCCAGGGUCAGGUUACCCACCCAAUCUGUGUCUGCCAUCAAAAUUCGUGAAACUCUCAAAGACCAGCCAUACUGUAGUGCAGUGUCCAAGAUGGUGGAAGUCAAUCCCGCUAACAGAGCUUCUAUGGCUGGAGUCAUCGCAGACAUCAGGAGAGCUGGUUCAGUUCAACAGGCAGACAUCAGACAAAGAGACAUCACAAGAGACAUCACAAGAGAGAUCCAAAGAGAGAUCCCAAGAGAGAUCCCAAGAGACAUCCACAGAGACAUCCAAAGAGAGAUCCCAAGAGAGAUCCCAAAAGACAUUACAGUUACACAUGUAAAUGAAAUGAGGGCAAAUCAAAAGUGGUAUCCAGCAGCAGCUCCUGUUCCUAAGAUGGAUGAAAGAAAAUCUCCUUUGUUAUAUUAUCGACGGGAUCCACCUCCACAGAGAGAGAUGGGAAAGGCAUUAGUUCCAGGUAAAGGUCAGGCCUUAAACCAUCAGCUGUCCCUGAUGUCAUUUCCUUGCCCUCUCCCAGAAACUGGAAAAGUGACUCAGGAACGCUACAUUGAAGAGAAAGGAGCUCUAGAAUAUAAAGAGAUCGUCACGAGGGGAGGGAAAAUCAUUAAAUAUGAGAAAGUGCAAAUAACCAAAGAUUCUUAA
Molecule: messenger RNA, 1260 nt
Organism: Rhinichthys klamathensis goyatoka
Lineage: Eukaryota; Metazoa; Chordata; Actinopteri; Cypriniformes; Leuciscidae
Exons: 5
Coding region: 40-1260 (406 amino acids)
Biological process (GO): protein phosphorylation
Molecular function (GO): ATP binding; protein kinase activity
Source: RefSeq, a predicted model, not a curated record